AUGACUGUGGAAACUUCCUGUGAUUCUUUGCGCUCCUGGUCACCCGAAACCCCUUCAGAGGUCCCCACCGCAAAGCCGCAGUCUCCGAGAGAUUUGCAUGGCGUUAAUUGGGCGCUGGUGGUUGUUGCGCUGCUCCUGUCCCUUUCCCUGUACGCACUCGACAACACCGUGACCAAUGUUCAACCCAAGGUGGUCGAAACUUUUGUCCAUUUUAGUCCUAUUCCAUGA
Molecule: messenger RNA, 228 nt
Organism: Aspergillus tanneri
Lineage: Eukaryota; Fungi; Ascomycota; Eurotiomycetes; Eurotiales; Aspergillaceae
Exons: 2
Coding region: 1-228 (75 amino acids)
Source: RefSeq, a predicted model, not a curated record